AUGCUCUACCUACAUCGUUUGGAGUACAUAGGACGACUCUCUCACUGCUUGUUGCCGAGGCAGUCGCACGAGCACACUGCAUAUGCCGUCCGAUGCAUAUGCGCGUACCCACCCGUAUCGUAUGUACCGUACCUACUGCCUGCCUACAUAACAUACACUUUUAUACAGCCGCACCCGCACCCGCACCCGCACCCACUAACGAAGCCGAUA
Messenger RNA from Iphiclides podalirius (scarce swallowtail), 210 nucleotides. The record is from the annotation of a GenBank genome assembly. NCBI's taxonomy places the organism in Eukaryota, Metazoa, Arthropoda, Insecta, Lepidoptera, Papilionidae.